AUGACAAACUUGGAAGUGAUCGUUUUCGAAGUGAAAAACAAUAAACCAAUCGUUUUGACGGGACAAACAACAGCUCAUGGACCACCGACAACAAUCGAUUCAAUCACAAACUCGAAAGCUGAAACUCUCAGCUAUAAAAAUGGAAUCCUCAUGGCUACAGUAACCCGCCCGCUGUCUUUGAUCAGCCCAAGAAAUAACAACUUGAGCGGAUGCUCGCAAUGGAAUGUGAGUUGGAGAAAAAGUGUAGCUUGGGCUCGUUUG
Molecule: messenger RNA, 261 nt
Organism: Mesorhabditis belari
Lineage: Eukaryota; Metazoa; Nematoda; Chromadorea; Rhabditida; Rhabditidae
Source: the annotation of a GenBank genome assembly